GCGAAAGGCACUUCUUGACCUUAUACCUUUUCUUUUUACCUUAAACUCUCUAUCACAAAAUGUCGGGCAAGGGUGCUAAGGGUCUCUCUGGCAAGGGUGCCAAGGGCACCAUGGGCGACAAGCUCAAGGGCGACAAGAAGAAGCCCACCAGCCGUUCAGCUAAGGCCGGUCUGCAGUUCCCUGUGGGCCGUAUUCACCGUCUCCUGAAGAGCCGUGUGACUGCUAACGGACGUGUUGGUGCCACCUCCGCGGUGUACGCAGCCGCUAUCCUCGAGUACCUCACCGCUGAGGUGCUGGAGUUGGCUGGCAACGCCUCGAAAGAUUUGAAGGUGAAGCGUAUUACUCCUCGUCACUUGCAGCUGGCUAUUCGUGGUGACGAGGAGCUGGACACGCUCAUCAAGGCCACCAUUGCUGGCGGUGGUGUCAUUCCUCACAUCCACAAGUCCCUCAUCAGCAAGCAGCAGAAGAAGGACGGCCUGCCUAUGCUGGCGUAAUGCUUGAGAUUUGCUAAUUGAUAGCGGCGAGAGGCUUGACAUAACCUGACUGACUGUUAGACAGAGACCGUCUUGGUUUGCAUGCUUCUGGCAUGCGUUGACUCUACCUUUACAUGAUCUUGCUUGGGAUAGCUCUCUGUACAUAGGCGUCUUCUGCCGCAGCCAUGGCUGCUGAUAGUUAGUUGGGCUUACAGUUAGUUGGCUUCGCACUGCGCAUUCAAACCCGGUAUACCCUAUGUGUGUUAU
This is a messenger RNA of Astrephomene gubernaculifera, 740 nucleotides long. Lineage: Eukaryota; Viridiplantae; Chlorophyta; Chlorophyceae; Chlamydomonadales; Astrephomenaceae. The record is from the annotation of a GenBank genome assembly.